Dermacentor andersoni is the source of this 696-nucleotide messenger RNA. The record is from RefSeq and is a predicted model, not a curated record. NCBI's taxonomy places the organism in Eukaryota, Metazoa, Arthropoda, Arachnida, Ixodida, Ixodidae.
AUGGAAAUACUAGUGAAUGGGCACCCGGCCGAGUUUAAGAUAGACUCUGGUGCGGAAGUCUAUGUUGUCUCGCCGUCUUUCCCAGGCCGACUGCGGUUGCUGGAUGAUGUUGAAGGAGAAGUCUUGGACCCUGGCGAACGGAGUCUGCACGUUAUUGGCACCUUUAAAGCAACCUUACAGUGGGGUGAUAAGUCCACGGUGCAGGGCUUGUACGUGGUUGAACGUCAGCGCACUCACCUGCUUGGGCUCCCUGCUAUUGAAGCCAUUGGUGUUGUUCACUUCCUGGAUUCUGCCGAGUGCGUUCAUUCACCCCCAGCCAAGAUUUUCCAAGGGUUGGAAAAAUUUCGGCAAGCCAAAUAUCGGAUUCGCGUUAAACCCGGCGCUCGUCCAUUUUCCCUGAGCGCUCCAAGGCGGAUUCCAAUUCCUUUAAAUGACGUUGUCAAGAAAGAGCUAGACGACCUGGAGUCGCAGGACGCCAUCAUGAAGGUAGUGACCCCAACUGAGUCGUGCUUCGGGCUUGUAGUGGUGCCCAAAUCACCGGGUGGCUACAGAUUCUGCGUCGAUCUGACGAAGCUGAACGAAGUCAUCGAAAGGGAGCGCUUCAUCUUGCCGAUCGCGGAACAGAUCCUUGGCCAGUUGGGUGGGGCGCCAGUAUACUCCAAGUUGGAUGCGCGAUCUAGUUUCCGUCAGGUGUAA